GAUUUCCAGUGGCGGCGGCGGCGGGCGGGACCGGCCGGCCGGUCGGUCACACGUGUGACGGCUUAGGUACACACACACAAUACAUAUAUAUAUUUUAUCGUGUUUAUACACAAUGGACCGGCAAUACCCUCCCGAAGACCCUGCGGUCAUCAUUUCACUAUCAUCUCCUGUUCGGUACGGUCGUACGUGUUGUCAUUUCGUCGUCCGGCAGCUAUACGUCGCGCGCUUCUCGUACUCGUGCAGUUUUUUUACCGUUUCGCGAGACUCUCGUCCCGACACUCGAUAAAAGUUUAAUAUUGUAUAUAAUCGUAUUGUUUUAAGGACGAAUAAUACGGACGGUGAAGUCGCAAGUCCGCACGCGGUACAAUAAUACAUUUAUAAAUUAAUAUACUUGGCCGGUGCGCUAAACGGCAGAUCGUUCCGCGCGCGUCACACGACGUUCGUUCGUUACGUAUUAUAUUGUGAUAUAUUAUAUUAUUGUGUUGUAAAAUAAUAUCAUGUAAUAUCUGUGCGUACAUAUAUUGUCGUCGAAUCGAUUGGUUUGCAUCUAUACGCACAUGGUUUUUUCUGAAACGACGUCAUCGACAUCAUCGUCCGUCGCCGCAACAGACACAAUGAUUAUUUUACUAAUGUUGUUGGCCGUGCUACACACCGGAUUAGCGGCCAUCACCGGGUUCGAAGAAAUAGAGAAAAAUUUAAUUACAAAAUUAGGUUUAAGCCGAAGACCUGUGGUAGAAAAGAAUAUGAAGAUACCGUCUGCCACAAUGGAAUUGUAUAAAUCAAUGUUAGAAGAAAACAAUGCAAUGACCACUCAUUUUCCUCUUCCUGGUUUGCACACUACGUCUGCUAAUACUGCUAGGACUUAUUCCAACAAAGGAUCGGCUCCAAAUAGUUCAAAAUCUAAAAAAUAUAGGCUACAGUUCGAUAUAGAUUCUAUACCGGAACGAGAACAGUUUAAAGCUGCUGAAGUCCGUUUCACAAUGAUAUAUGAUACAGAAUUUAGAAAUGAAGAAUUUAUUCAUGUGCUUAUACAUGAUAUAGUCCAACCUGGCGCGAAGGGGCUGUCAAAACCUAUUCUCAGAAUUAUCGACUCGAAAUCAAUCAAUAUGUCAAAAGUUUCAAAGUCAGAAAUUAUCAGUUUUGACGUAACACCUGCUAUAGAGAGACUGUCGAGGAAUAAUUUCAAAGACAACCAUGGUAUGCUUGUACAAUGCGUCACGGAGUCUGGCAGUCAUACACAUUUACUCAGCGUCUUUGAUUUCGUAUCGCCUGAAAAAACAUUGCUAUUGAUCUACACCGAUGACGGAACAGGCGAGAAGACCGGCAAGAGCACGCUGGAACGGAUGAUGACGCGGCGGAGCAAACGGUCGGCCGACGGACCGGAAGCGCCGCAGCAGAAGAAAACGAGAAAGAAGAAGAUCUGCCAGCGGUACUCGAUGUACGUGGACUUCAAGGAUGUCGGGUUCAACGAUUGGAUUCAGGCGCCGCCGGGUUACGACGCGUUCUACUGCCACGGGGAGUGCACGUUCCCGUUGGCCAAUCACAUCAACGCGUCCAACCACGCGGUCAUGCAGACGCUGAUGAACUCGUACAAUCCGGCGGCGGUCCCGCGGGCCUGCUGCGUGCCGACCAGGCUCAGUUCGCAGACGCUGCUCUACGUGGACGACGACGGCAAGUUGGUGGUGAAGAACUACCCGGAAAUGACCGUGGACGAGUGCGGAUGCAGAUGAGCCGGAAUUCAAACGCGUCGGGCGAGAUACGUCGUUAUAUUUAUAUACUAAACGAAUCGUGACGAUGGACUAGGUUGUACCCGACUUUUCGAUCUGUCGUAUGUCGUCGCGCGCGAUGCAGUUUACCGGCGGCCUCAUCGCCGCAGUAAUAUACCCGCGGGCGUGUAUACGUUUCGUCAUAAUAAUAUAUUAUUUUUAUUAUUCUGUUACACAACGCAAAACCUUGUCGCCGUCUCGUUUUCAACCCGGAAACGGUCGAUAUAAACGUGUAUAUAUUCGUGGGUAAUAUUAUGAUGUAAUGUAUACCUUCUUCGUAUAAUGCCGUCGUGUACGAUAUUAUAUUAUUUUGCCGCAGCGUGUGCUCGCGCGUAUUCGUCCACAAAGUCAACACCGUCCAUAUAUUAUAGCGGCGAGUACCUGCGUUUAACGGUUUAACACCCAUACUUCUUUCCGUUCUACCAGCACCGAAAUCGUUAUAAAUAAACGUGUACGCUGCAGUAUAAUAGAUAAACUCGAACGUGUAAAGCAUUUUUUAUUUGUUAUUCUUUUCUCGCCAAUAUAACGUGUAAAUAACACAUGUACAUAGAAAAAUAAUUGUAAAUACCUGAAAAUGGUGGCAUAAUUGUAAAAAAAAUAAUUAUCAGUCUAGUCCAAAACAGAUACAAUUCCGUUUUAAUAAUGAAUAGUCACGACGAUUGUGUCUUAGACGCAUUGUGUUUAUAUAAAAAAAAUCCUAACACGAAUUUUUGUUACUAUUAUUGCUAUUCCUACUAUUUAAAUUAUUUAUUUAUCAUUUGUUUUCGUUAUUGUUUCAUUAAAUGGUAAUGCAUGAUGCGUACUGUAUUUGAAUAAAUAUUAUUAUGUAUAAUAUUAUAUUAAAAUAAAAAAUUUAAUUGC
Molecule: messenger RNA, 2627 nt
Organism: Aphis gossypii (cotton aphid)
Lineage: Eukaryota; Metazoa; Arthropoda; Insecta; Hemiptera; Aphididae
Product: protein decapentaplegic-like
Exons: 6
Coding region: 558-1730 (390 amino acids)
Biological process (GO): SMAD protein signal transduction; BMP signaling pathway
Cellular component (GO): extracellular region
Molecular function (GO): growth factor activity; cytokine activity
Source: RefSeq, a predicted model, not a curated record